AUGAUUGACAACCGUAAGGACGAGAUACAACAACUGACAAUGACUGAGACUGUGAAACAGCUGACGAACGCAUUGGCAUUGCCAUUCCUGGAGAUAGUAGAUGAAAUUACAGAGGAUUUCAUGUACCCUCGUGGAUUGACGACGUCGCCUGUUGAAUUAAUGUUAAAGGAAGAAAUUUUACUGCCGGAACAUAUUGUGAAGGAUGACACAUAUAAGUUUGGUCACCCGAUCAUCUUCGAACUGAUUGCUUUGCGUAUCAAGAUUACUAAAUUGCAAGCAUUAGACGUGAAGGAAUUUACAACGGUGGAUAGUAAUGGUUUUGUAGGAUCUAAUGCUCAAAAGAGACUAGUCGACAUAGAGUUAAUAAUGCGUCAUAUUCAUAAGAAACUAAACCAUGAUAAGUUAGUACUGUCACGGUUCCGUAUUUAUAACGGAAUCCUUGUCGCAUGCGAACCUCAAUUUGAAAGUAUAUUUGAAAUGUUUGAUACUUUGGGUAUACUGAUAGGUUGUCUAACAAAGGGCCCCCAAGGGAAAGGAUCCGUGGUGACUGAACAAGUUCUUGAAUUUUGUAAUACAGCAGAUCAAUUAUAUAAGGAUACCUUGUUAUCAUCGAGUGGAUACAAGGAUUUUUGUGAAUUCCAACAUGAACAACACAUCAAUGAUUCAUUAGAGAAAUUAUCAUUCGAAGACCAAGCCUUGAGUUCCUUUUUAAAUGAUAGAAAGGCUUUAUUACAUAUUACAGAUAGAAAAAUCUUUUAA
Messenger RNA from Maudiozyma saulgeensis, 759 nucleotides. The record is from the annotation of a GenBank genome assembly. Lineage: Eukaryota; Fungi; Ascomycota; Saccharomycetes; Saccharomycetales; Saccharomycetaceae.